UGAACGCUACUUCCUGUCACGCAGUUUGUGGAGCAAACUCAGCAACUCUUUUUCUUCUGUGGAUGUUUUUAAGCCGUGAGGACGUACUCGGAACUAACUAAGUGUGGGACCGAUGAAGAUGAUGGCGAGCGGCGCAGAGAAGGAGCAAGAGGAGGAAGAUAGGAGGAAGAGGAGGAGGCCGCUCAGACUCCUGGUGCCUGAUCUCAGCGUGUUUGGAAUGUCUUUCCUGGACGAGAGGGAUAAAGUCCUGAAGGGGGACCCCAGCCCCACCAGGAGCCUCUUCCAUCGGGUUAGCAGACCCAGCAGUCCUCGCUCGGCUCCGGCAGCAAGCUCCGCCUCCAGGACGAGUCCCACCUCAGCGAAAAGCAGCUUCCCCUUCCAGGCUGCAGAGUCUCCGCCCAAACCUCUACGCAGGUUGAGCUUCAGUGGGAUCUUCAGGUCAGCCUCCAGGGAAUCAAACCAGCAAACAUCUCCCUCCCCUAUUAGUAUGAAACUGUUCUCACGCAACAAGAGGAGCAAGGCUAGAGCCUACACCAUCUCCUCCCCGCCUCCUCCUCCUGCUCCGUCUCCCCCUGCUUUCCACCUGGAGACGUACCUGACGGAACCGAGGCGUCCGGAAACCAGGAGGCUGCGUUCCUUCUCUUCACCUCCUGACACCGGGAAACACUUCUCCUCCUCUUGUCGGCUGCCAUCAACAGUUCAGCAGGUGGAGGUUUCCGGUGAGUCAGAGCGCCGCCCUCCAGAUGGCGACGAUGGCGCGUGUGCCGACUCCGAGAGGGACAUCUAUAUGCGCUUCAUGAAGUGUCACAAGUGUUAUGACAUCAUACCCACCAGCUCCAAACUGGUCGUCUUUGACACCACGCUACAGGUGAAGAAAGCCUUCUUCGCUCUGGUAGCGAAUGGAGUGCGAGCUGCUCCUUUGUGGGAAACCAAGAAGCAAAGUUUUGUUGGAAUGUUGACGAUCACAGACUUCAUCAACAUCCUCACCAGAUACUACAAGUCCCCUAUGGUUCAGAUUUACGAGCUAGAAGAACACAAGAUAGAGACCUGGAGAGAACUUUACCUUCAAGAGACCUUCAAACCUCUGGUCCAUAUUUCACCUGAUGCCAGUAUUUUCGAAGCAGUGUCAUCGUUAAUCCGCAACAAGAUACAUCGUCUUCCCGUCAUCGAUCCUCUGAGCGGCAACGCGCUCUACAUCCUGACCCAUAAGAGGAUCCUCAAGUUCCUGCAGCUUUUUGUGUGUGAGAUGCCCAUGCCCGGCUUCAUGAAGAAGACAUUGGAGGAACUUCACGUGGGAACUUACGACAAUAUCGCCUUCAUUCACCCGGACACGCCCCUUAUCACCGCACUCUCCGUCUUCACGCAUCGCCGAGUCUCCGCCCUACCCGUUGUCAAUCACCAUGGUCAAGUAGUGGACAUCUACUCCAAGUUUGACGUCAUUAAUCUAGCCGCCGAGAAGACGUACAACGACCUGGACGUGACGGUGACGCAGGCGUUGAGACACAGGUCGCAGUACUUUGAAGGCGUCAUGAAGUGCAACAAGAUGGAGACGCUGGAGACCAUCGUGGACCGUAUCGUAAAAGCCGAGGUUCACAGGCUGGUCGUCGUCGAUGAAGAAUCUCGAAUUGUCGGCAUUGUGUCAUUAUCGGACAUCCUUCAAGCGCUCAUUCUAACUCCUGCUGGUGUGCUCAGGAACGAGGACGCUUUCCCGUCUCACACUGCUUUGGAUUCCACAAACCAGGACCAGGACCUUGAGGAAGACCAGACUGACUACAGGGACAAAAAUGCUAACUGCCAGCAGGGGGAGACAGAGGGCGAGGAGGAGAUGACAGACGGAGGAGAUCAAGGGGAGGCGGUGACAGAGAAAGAAUUGAGUGUAGAGGAGGUGACGGAGGUAGUUGAAGAUGUAAAGGGUGAGGAGUUGACAGAAGAGGGAGGAGAAGAAGAGGUCAUAGAAGAAGAAGAAGGGCACGGAGUGAUGCCGGAGGAGGAGACGGGAGAAGGAAAAGGAGGGAGUGAUGAGGAGGUAACGGAAGAAGUGGGAGACAAAGGUGAGGAGGUGACUGAGGCAGGGAAUGCGAGGAUAGUGGAGAAAGUGGAGGAGGGAGGAGAGGAAAUGACGGAGGAGACUGACGACUUGACAGAGGAUGUGACACAAGAAGGAAGGAGGGGGGAGGAGGAGUCGGAGGAGGUAACAGAGGGAGGAGAGGAAGAGAAGCAGGAUGAGGUAGCUCAUGGGGAGGAAGUGACGCAAGAAGGAGACGAUGAGGUGACGGAGGGAGUAGAAGAAGAGGAAGAUAAGGGGGAGGAGUUGUGACAUCAUCAGUUGAGGUGAACUUUGAGUGACAGAUGAUUGACCCGCCCUCUGGGAAUGUUGUCUCACUAAGCAUUAAUGACAACAGGCAGCUGUUUUUAAAGAACAACAUAGCAUAGCAGCUAAUUAGUCUGGCGUAUAUGUAUAUUUAUAAAUCAUACACAAAAUAUUUUAAUAUAUUAAAUCAUAUAUAACUUUAUUGCUAUGGAACACGUGCACAAUCAGGAAGUUAGCGGUUUGAUGUUAAGUCAGUGAUGAACGAUGAUGUCUUUUAUGAUGUUUCUAUUCGUAUUAAUCUAGAUUUUAUUCUCUUGGCUAUCCUUGUCGUGCACAUUCACUUCUCGAAAGCUGCUGGCGGCCCUUUUUUUUACCCACAAUGCAACUGAAAUGCGAAGAACACAACCAUUAAAUAUCACAACAAUUUAUUAUUCACUUAUAUCCACAUACAAAAAUCUAAAUAAUUCAUUUCCCUUGUUCCAUUUUUGUGUGUGACAAAACUACAUUCAUGUUGGCACUGAGUAGAGGAAGAGAAGUACGCACACGCACACACACAUUCACACUUUAAUACAAUACGAAGUUUUUUUUUGUUUCAUCUCUAAAAAGUACAAUUUAAAAAUAUGUAAUAACUCCUACUUUCCACAUGAAUCAUCUACGUCACAGUCCAUCAGUUCACAAACAUCCACUUUACAACAGGAAGUGCACAUUGUUGAACGUUCCAUUAUAACAGUAAUAUAUUCUGGAGUUUUUGAGCGCCAAGAUGGCGGCCGUCUGCAUGCCGUAGUCAUCAGCGCUGCAGGAAGCCCCUAUGUGAUGAGGUGCACUUGUAUGCGUCAAGAUCAGUAUUGUUUUUGCCGUCACUGCCUAACUGCUAACAAAGCUACAUGCUACAUGACAGUGGAGGGGGAACGCUUCAUCAAACAUUAGCAGCACACGUAGUUUUUAUGAGGUCACAACCUGGUAAAUAACCUGUUUGUGUGUCAUUUUACUAAAAAAAAAAAAAAAAAUUAUUAUUGCAGAUUUUGUGAUGUUUUGAUCAGGACGACACACAAGGAGCAGGAGAGGAGCAUGAAGAGGGAUUAUAACUUUUUACAGUGUGGAUCACUUUUCAAUUAAAACAAAAAUAAAUAACACGUACAAAAUUCAUCUGAGGUAUUUCUGCUGUACUGAGGUUCACAUUGUUGUGUUUUAAUAAAUGCACAUUAAAAAGGAACACGGUCCAGUAUUUAUCUCGGAAUCUUCAAAGAGUUGGCCUGGUUCUGUGGGAGCAGACCCUUUUAAGUGUUAAACAUGAGGAAACGAGGUAGACAUAAAGUGGUCAGGUGACUGAUGACCUUUAACCUUUCACCCUGACUGAUGAGUUGUCAAAAGAAGGAACAACACAAUGGCAGUGUGUGUGUGUGUGUGUAUAUUAUAUAUAUAUGUAUAUAUAUAUAGAAAAAACAGCCAGUAGGCUUUAAGCACCCUCAGAUAAGUCCCGCCCUCCUAUUUCACAGUCUGGUAGCCCCGCCUUCCACACCGAGUUUACCUGAGAAGUUUUGUCGCUGUCAGCCAAUCAAUCGUUAUGUAUGUAGCAUGACCCCGCCCACUUCAGACUUUUACAACCAGUCAAAAUGGACCUUUCACGAAGCCACAUUUUCCCUGUCCAAUCCCAGACGAGCACCAAAUAGGCUGUUCCGGCGGCGCUUGAUUUAAUUUAAUGGACGGUGUUACAGGUUUGUAUAUAUAUUUUUUGCUAUUUUGCUGUCAGUGAAAUCCCACCAAAAUCAACAUUCCAAGGUAAGAAAUGUAAUUACUAUCCCGAAAACAGUAAAGAGUAAAGUUGUGGAGCUAACUGGAGUAAAACUAGCUAGUAUGUUAUGUGUUAGCUAGUUAGCUAACGUUUGCUAGCUUUACAACUGAAUGUCGUGUCUCAUAUAUAGUAGGUAUAUUUAACUUUUUUAAAGUAAAUGGAGACUUGCCAAGCUAAGCUUUAACGUUGUUCUUUGACUCCUUUUGUGUGUUAGUUUACAUUUGUUUUGGCAUUUUUAUCGCUUGUGCAUUACUUCCGGGUGUCAACUGACGAAUCACGAGUAAAGAUGUGGAGCUAACUGGAGUAAAACUAGCUAGUACAUAUUGUUAUGUGUUAGCUAGUUGGCUAACGUUAGCUAGCUUUGUACAACUGAAUGUCCUGUCUCAUAUAUAGUAGGUAUAUUUAACUCUUUUUUUUUUAAAGUAAAUUGAGCCUUGCCAAGCUUUAACGUUGUUCUCUGAUUCCUUUGUGUGUUAGUUUACAUUUGUUUUGGCAUCUUUAUCUCGUGCGUUACUUCCGGGUGUCAACUGACGAAUCACGAGUAAAGAUGUGAAGCUAAGUGGAGUAAAACUAGCUAGUACAUAUUGUUAUGUGUUAGCUAGUUGGCUAACUUUUUUACAACUGAAUGUCGUGUCUCAUAUAUAGUAGGUUAUAUUUUUUUAAGUAAAUGGAGACUUGCCAAGCUUUAACGUUGUUCUCUGAUUCCUUUGUGUGUUAGUUUACAUUUGAUUUGGCAUCUUUAUCUCUUGUGCAUUACUUCCUGGUGUCAUCUGAAGAGCCUAACAACUGUAACUGCGGGGCGGGGCUUGGCGAAAGGUAAAUGCAGCAUCACUGUGACAUCACUUCCUGUUUAAGAGUUAGAACUGUCACUCUGAGGUGUUGCUGGUGCUGGUUGCUAGGCAACGAGGCUGCAUGUAGACACCCACGUCAGAGACAGGAGAAAAAAAAAAAGAAAACGCUGAGGUACCUGGAGAUCAUUCACUGAGUCGGACCUGAACAGGUGUAUGUGUGUCUAGUGUUGCUGCUCACAUGGUGGACUCUUUGGCCGGGAGGUCCAUAUUGGUUACCAUUGCAACUGGAGGGACAGACGACGACAACGAGGAGGAGGAUGAGGUGGGUGGGGCUACGGCGCAAGUGAGACGACUCACUUGACCCAUGCGUUCGUGGACGCAGCCGGCCGAUAGUCGGGCCUCAGCGUCGUGGUCCCAACAUUCCGACACUGUCUCGCACACAUGGUAGAGACCCUGAAAUGGGCGGAGUUAACAAAUGUAUUAGUGGAGGUAGUGAGGUGGUACUUCGUCUGUGGUGAUACUUUUCAUGAAUACUCACAUUGUGUUUCAGCCAAACGUCUUUGAAGGCCGGCCUCAGCUUCUUGUGGACGACAACUUCCUGAAGGUCCUCCAGUGACGGAUGCUGACCCACUUCCUCCUCAAACGGCAGCAGGUACUCGCCUGCUGGGCCUAACAAACACACUUUAAUGAGACUUGCUUUUCAUUGAAUGCAUUUUGUGGGCGGAGCUUACCAUCGGCGGCUUUGCAGCGUGUCAGGAGCUCCCACAGGACUAGACCCAAAGCGUACAUGUCGAUCCUUAGAAAGGCGUCCCGCUGGAAGUUGAUGGCGCCUUCUAGAACCUCAGGAGCCAUGUAGCGCCAUGUCCCCACCUGUGCACAUGCACACAUUUUAGUGAGGAGCUCCUCUUCCUGUUUGACGGCGGGCGUCUCACCUGUCCGUGCGUCUCUCCGGGCGGCGUUCCUGACUCAAAGGGCACGGCGAGGCCGAAAUCUCCGAUGACGGCGGUGAGGUCUGAACGCAACAGGAUGUUCUUGCUCUUGAAGUCCCUGAUGCACAUUCAGACAAAAGUCAAAGGUCAUGCAUGCCAGGAUGGUUUGGAGCAAAGGUGAUGGGGGCACACCUGUGGGCGAUGGCGGGUUUGGCUCCUUCGCCUUUGAUUCGAGGUACAUCUUCGUGCAGGUACGCCAGACCGCACGCCAUCGACCCCCCGAUGUGACACAACUCCAACCAACUGAUGACGUUCGCCUUCAGGAAAUCGCACAACGAACCCUGCGGGACAUUUGCCAACGCCUGUCAGUGCCUUUUGUUACAACUUUGUCACCUGUUCUCCACGCCAACCCGCCCACCCUCACCCGCUCAUGGAACUCUGUGAUGAGCCACAGUUCCGCCUCCAGAUGGCGCCCUCGCUGCUCGGCGCCGAUGAACCUCAGAAUGUUUUCAUGCUUCAUUCCUGCGGUGGUGAACACCUCUCGCUCAUUCUGCCAGGACCUUUUGUUCUGUAAGAUGACAUCUAAGUAUGAACCCGCAUGUGACAAACCUGCACAACGCAUGGCGUUCCACCUACCUGGAUAGGGAACACCUUGACAGCCACAAAGUCGUUCAUUAUUUGGGCCUUCCAGACACAGCCAAAACGCCCCCUGGCUUUCACCUCAAGCAACUGCAGCGGCUUGAGCGCUGGCAUGGGGGAGGCAGGCGGAGGAACCGGGUCCUGGAGGACAAACGCAUGCUUUUAUUUUGAAGAAGCUGCAACAACCACAUUUUAUGCUUGAAUGUGUAUGUACCUCUGUGAUGUCCACGUGUCCAUAAGGAGGUUUACGGUGGUGGUACAUCCAAACGGUGGCGAGCAGAAUGACUGACAGCAUGGUGACGGGCAGCAGGCAGUAAAAGAUGACUUGUAACACACCGAUGCUUGGGACCGGAGCCUGGAUGACUGACGCACACACAUACGUACAACUGUAUUGUACUGAGCUACGACACCCAUACACGCAGCAACAGAAGAAGACCUGAGGACUCUCCUCGGUGGACACGCACUCCUCACUGGACAAGAGUCACAUCACGGCCACCAUUAAGACACGCCCCGGAACGCUAUUUUUAGCCACUCCCACAACAUCCUGCCCUGUGCAUUUUACCGGUCGUAGCAGUUGAAGUCGUCAAGCCAGCAUCCUUUCUUCACCAGCUCAAUGGCACCCGACUCGUUGGUCCAGGAGGCGUAACAGUGCGAGCGCUUGUCGACGUCGCCCUCGCAGCGCUCCACGCCGCUCUGGUUGGUCUGCUCCAUCUCGUAGUUGACGUUGUAGUAGAGGCAUUCUCUAGUGGGGGCGUGGCCAGCCGUAAGACCUGUGGGAGUCAAUGCAACAUGGCAAUAUUAAAUCAAGUCAAUAAAGUCAACAUUUCUGUAGCAAGUCAUCACCAAUCAAUCAAGGCCACUUGAUCAAUGGUCAAUGUCAUAUUGUUACCGAGUCCCAAAAAGUUACAGGUCAUG
This is a messenger RNA of Doryrhamphus excisus (bluestripe pipefish), 7377 nucleotides long. Lineage: Eukaryota; Metazoa; Chordata; Actinopteri; Syngnathiformes; Syngnathidae. The record is from RefSeq and is a predicted model, not a curated record.